Lolium perenne is the source of this 993-nucleotide messenger RNA. RefSeq names its product LIM domain-containing protein PLIM2b. Lineage: Eukaryota; Viridiplantae; Streptophyta; Magnoliopsida; Poales; Poaceae. The record is from RefSeq and is a predicted model, not a curated record.
GCUGUCUCCAUCCCGUUCUCGAGGUGCCACGCUCGCUCCUCUGAAAGACCUCCUCCCAUCCUCGCCUGCACGUCGAUCGCCAGCCAGCUGAAGGAGACGCGCCUGAAUAAGAAGGAGGUCUUGCGUCGUCUCCAUUGCUCGGUCGAUCACCGGCGCGAAUCACCAUGUCUUUCACCGGGACGCAGGACAAGUGCAAGACGUGCGACAAGACCGUCCAUUUCAUCGACCUCCUGACCGCCGACGGUGUCUCCUACCACAAGACAUGCUUCAAGUGCAGCCACUGCAAGGGGACCCUGUCGAUGUGCAGCUACUCCUCCAUGGAUGGUGUCCUCUAUUGCAAGACUCACUUUGAGCAGCUCUUCAAGGAGUCAGGGAGCUUCUCAAAGAAUUUUACGACAGGUGGCAAAUCUACAGACAAGCCUGAUCAGUCAAAAGCUCCAAACAAGAUGUCCUCUAUCUUCUCUGGCACCCAGGAUAAAUGUGCAGCCUGCCAAAAAACCGUGUACCCAUUGGAGAAGCUAUCUUUGGAGGGCGAGUGCUACCAUAAGAACUGCUUCAGGUGCUCCCAUGGUGGCUGCACCCUGACCACCUCCUCGUACGCCGCCCUAAACGGAAUCCUCUACUGCAAGAUCCAUUUCUCACAGCUGUUCAAGGAGAAGGGCAGCUACAACCACCUCAUCAAGACUGCGCAGACAAAGAAAGAGAACGAGGAGGCUGCAGCUGCUGCAGAGACUGCAGACGGGGAGGCAGACGCAGAGAAGGAAGUGCCCCCACAAGAUGCAACAUAGAGCAAAGACUAGGAGAAAAGCAAAGAAAAAGCAGAGCCAAAUAUAUAAAAGAAACCUCCGCGAUUCUCAGAUAGUAAUUUGCAAUACUUCCUUCCCUGCUUCCAUUUUUGUCCGGCCUCUGAAACCGUGCGUUUUGUCAAGCUGGAAUUGUAUUAUUUCUUGACUUGUCACCUUAACAUGAAAUUAUUGGCUUGCACAGUCAAAA